This is a messenger RNA of Saprolegnia diclina VS20, 1476 nucleotides long. RefSeq lists its product as hypothetical. Bases 17 to 1396 code for a protein of 459 amino acids. The transcript has 7 exons. Gene Ontology annotation, cellular component: site of double-strand break; nucleus. Lineage: Eukaryota; Oomycota; Saprolegniomycetes; Saprolegniales; Saprolegniaceae. The record is from RefSeq and is a predicted model, not a curated record. Gene Ontology annotation, biological process: double-strand break repair. Gene Ontology annotation, molecular function: nucleosome binding; ubiquitin-protein transferase activity.
UGGAGAUCGCAGCAAGAUGGACGCGGUCCGGGACAAGCUCAUCGACGAGCUGCAAUGCAUCAUCUGCCAUGAGCAUCUCUACAAGCCGGUCUCGGCGUCCUGCGGCCACACCUACUGCCGGCUCUGCCUCAUCAAGGCGUGCGACGCCCAAGACGGCAACGCGGCCGAGUGCUUGUGCCCGAUCUGCCGCGACCCGAUCUGCGUCUGCUUUGAGAAGCUCAACAUCAACGUCACGCUCUGGAACGUCGUACGCCUCUUCUACCCUAACGAGCCCGACGACGAAGAAGAAGAGAGCGCAUACCAGCUCGCCAAGUCCAAGUACGAAGUCCGGCAGCGCGUUCGCGAUCUCCAGAACGCAGCGGGCGUGCCCCGCCCCGUCGAUGACGGCGACGCGUCCUUUGACGACGAAGCCUUCUCGGACGACGACCACUCGCACGGCGACGACGACGACAACCCGCAUCAGAUUCGAGUCGACCGAGUCCAUGCCGAGGAGCUACAUAUCGUCCGCAAUGUCAUUGUCGACGAAGACGACGAAAAUGUCGACGGCUACCGGGCGAUGCGGAUGGCCUUUAGCAUCAUGGAUUUUCCCAGCGUGCUGGAGGCGUACACGGAGCACCAAGCGUGCACGCUUGUCGUACUACAGAUGGAAGAAGACGAGGAGAUCACGGAGGGAUUUCCAACGUUUAUGGCCGAGUCGGGCGAAGACGACAACCUCGUCGUCACCAACCACUACAGUGAGGUCACGCUCACAGUCCGGGACGAGACACGUCACAUUGUGCUGGAGCGUACGGCGCGCUGUCAAGCAGGCUCCGUGUCUUUUGAAGCGCUCCGACUCGAUGUUCCCGAAGGGUUGUACACGUUUUGUUUUCGGGACCUCGCCUCGAAUGUCUUUAUGGAGAUCGAGACGCUCGUUCGCGACGGGGCGCAUGACGGGUUCAGAAUACGGUCGCCCGUGCGCCGCGCGGCCGCCUCGGGCUUGCUGCAAGAAGCCACGGACCGAUCGCGGCAGCGCGCCAACACCCGUCGCGACUAUGUGAGCGAUGACGACGAUGAAGGGUAUGGCCACGAGAGCGACGACUCGUUUGUUGUCAGCGACAACUACGUCUCUGACGACGAGGUGGACGUACCCGCGUCCCGCGCUGUCGACCUUCGCGACGACGAUGACGAGGGUGGCGAAGAUGACGCGGAUGACGACGCGGACGGUGAAGACGAAGAGGACGAAGAAAUUGUGCAAACAACGAGCCGGAAACGCCCGCGCCUACGCAUGCUGGACGACGACGAAGAGGACGAAGACGACGAUGAAGACGACGACGGCGACAUUCUGCCGACAGCCUCCGCGUCCAAGCGAUCGCGACUGCGCAUGGUCGAUGACGAGUCGAGUGCCGGCGACGACUAAGAACGUAUUUGUCUAGCAGGUUGCGUGACAGCCUGAUGUCAUUCCACGCCAGAGACUUGGUGUCGGCUACUUGGCUACGC